Messenger RNA from Pogona vitticeps (central bearded dragon), 1923 nucleotides. Lineage: Eukaryota; Metazoa; Chordata; Lepidosauria; Squamata; Agamidae. The record is from RefSeq and is a predicted model, not a curated record.
AUGAGGCAGCACAAUGAGCGGGCGAAAGGAGAAGCAGAGAGCCACGCGGCGCAAGCCAUGGCCGACGGGCGGCACCACCAGCAGCAGCAGGAGGCUGUCCGAGGCGGGGACGUUUGGGAAAUCGACGUGGAGAGCCUGGAGGAGCCGCGCGAGGAGAGCAGAGGCUGGUCAGGGCGGCGAGAAAUCGACGUGGAGAGCCUGGAGGAGCCGCGCGAGGAGGCCCAGCAGCCGGCGGCGUCCUCCGCGCAACAGCACGGACCCAGAGCAGAGUCUGGUCAGGGCGGCGAGAGACACGAAGGCAUGGAGGAGGAGGAAGAGGAGGAGGAGGAGGAGGAGGAAAAUGGGGAGGACGAGGACGAGGACGAGGACGACGACGAGGAGGAGGAGGACGACGGCGGUGGCGGCGAGCAGGAGGGCUCGGCCAGCCGGACUCCGCAGGAGGCUCCCCUUUCUCAGGGCCAGCAGCUCGUCGCUGCGCCGGCGUCGGAAAGAGGGGCUGUAGCCGCCGGCGGGGAGCCGCAGCCUCGGAAGCUGAGCCGGACGCCCAAGUGCGCGCGCUGCCGCAACCACGGCGUGGUCUCGUGCCUGAAAGGCCACAAGCGCUUCUGCCGCUGGCGGGACUGCCAGUGCGCCAACUGCUUGCUGGUCGUGGAGCGGCAGCGCGUCAUGGCCGCCCAGGUGGCCCUCCGCAGGCAGCAGGCCACUGAGGAUAAGAAAGGACUUACAGGGAAACAGGCUAACUUCGAACGCAAGACAGUAUACCAGAGGCAUGUUCGGACACCAAGUUUGCUGGCUAAAAGCAUUUUAGAAGGUUAUCGCCCAGUUGUGACAGAUCCGUAUCUUGGAGGGAAUUCAUCUUUGCCACCUCCUGUGAGUGAUAGAAUGAGAAAGAGACGGGCUUUUGCUGACAAAGAGCUGGAGAACAUCAUGCUUGAGAGAGAAUAUAAGGAAAGAGAAAUGAUGGAAGCUACUCAAGCGGCUGCCUUUUUUUUGCCUAACCGCAUGGUGCAUGGGACUGAAUACAAUCCUUACAAAACUGCCUUUAGCCCAAGUCAGGUUGAAGCUUCCAGUAAGGAGUUCUGCGGCUUCAUGCCAGCUUGCCUAGAUCUAACUAUGCAGUAUUCAGGUUCAGGCAACAUGGAGCUUAUUUCAUCGAAUGUGAGUGUAGCCACUACCUACAGGCAGUACCCUUUGCCCUCCAGGUUCCUGGUGUGGCCAAAAUGUGCACCCCUCAGUGAUGCUCUUCUUUACCAGCAGUGCCUCCUAAAUGCUACAGCAAUGCAAACUCUCAAACCUGCGGCAGUCUGGGAUCCAAAGGCUUCACAAGGCCAGGACUGUGCCAGUCCUGAACAUGACAUGAUGUCGGCAAAGAAUGAAAACUGGUUCUUCCUUCCUCAUAUUCGAGAAAGUCAUCCUCCUCAAAAUGAACUGCUGCACAAUGCUCAGGAGACUCGGGAGAGGUCGGCCUUUUCACCCCCAAAGAGGACUUUCUCACAGGUCUCAGAUAAAGAUAAUCUGGUUCCUCAGGAUCAGUCCCUCAGCAAGGUUAGCAAAGAAACCUCCAAGCAGCGUUUAUCACCACCGCCACUACAAUCCAAAUAUACUCCUUUCCAUACAUUAUUUCAACAGGCAUUAUACAGCAAAUCAGGACCAGAAUUGAAAACAACAUUUGAUGAGGCGACAAAGAAGUACAGAGACUGUGCCAUCAAAGAAAAUCAAAAAUACAAACUCACCAUUGACAGAUAUGCAAAAGACUUUUUAGGAUCCAAACAAGUUGUAACAAAGUUGUCAACAAAUGAGCCCCUUUCGUUUUCUGUUGAAUCAAUUCUUAAGCGGCCUUCUUCAAUGGUUGCUAAUAUUUCUCAGUAGACAGAAUGGAAUCUUCAAAUGAUUCAAGAUACAGUGGUGCCCCACUUGAUGACA